Drosophila montana is the source of this 6510-nucleotide messenger RNA. RefSeq names its product anne boleyn (gene anne). Bases 1594 to 5958 code for a protein of 1454 amino acids. The record is from RefSeq and is a predicted model, not a curated record. Lineage: Eukaryota; Metazoa; Arthropoda; Insecta; Diptera; Drosophilidae. Gene Ontology annotation, cellular component: membrane. Gene Ontology annotation, biological process: polyamine transmembrane transport; intracellular calcium ion homeostasis. The transcript has 9 exons. Gene Ontology annotation, molecular function: ATP hydrolysis activity; P-type ion transporter activity; ATP binding.
GUCUCGCAGAAAAACGUGUGUGGCAGUGAAAAACGCUCAUCUACGAAUUCUAUCAAAUCAUAAAUUAAUAGUAAAUAUUUAACGAGAAUCAAUACUAAAAGUAUUAUGGGAUAUAUUUGGCAUGAGUGCAUUAGAUUUAUUCAUGCAUAUGUACUUAUGUACCUAGAGACAACCUACGGCGAACAGCUUUCCAGACUUUCCACAUUUUGUUGACGCUUGUGUGUGUAUAAAAAGCCAACGCCAAGCCGCCGAAUGCAUUUGUCGCGAUGAGUAUGCCAUUCAAUGUUACUCAUCAAGGAAUGAGCGUGAAGAACAGUAAUUUUCCCAUUUUAAAAGCAGCCAAAUCACUAAUAGUAGUUCAAAACAAAUCAACGAUUUAUAAAUACAAUAAGUCAACGUUCUAUCAACAGUUGUCAUUCGAUCAACUCGCGGAAAAUCAAAUGAACGCUGAGCAAUUAUUAUUGUUAAACGUAUAGUUAAAAAAAAAGUGCGUAAGACGCCCUGUUUAACAAGAAAAUACUUUUAAAAGAAAAACUAUUGUGGUAUACUGUGUGUGUGUGUAUUCAACGACACUUUAUUUCGAUUGAAACGUUAUAAAAUUCAACGAAACUUUGGUAAUGUAUAUAUGAAUGCAUAUGUACAUAUGAACAUAGCAGAAUAUACAAUUGUGAAACUGAGAGGACGUGAAUUGAUCAGAUAUUUCCAUUUAACACAUUGGCACGCCAUCGGGUUGUCAAAGAAACAAGUAUCUCCUUCUAGUGAUAACGUAAUGAAUUCAGUUCAAAGUGCAACCGAGCAGCAGGAGCAUAUCGGGUCAUUCAAGAGAAGGUUGCGUAAGCGUCGAGAUUGUGACGUAAUCGACACAGACACCGACACUGACGUGGACGGCGCACAGCAGGGAUCAUCAUAUUGGGCGUAUAUUGAGCAAGCUGCCGGCUUUGGCCUGAUCCUGAUCGAUUUGGUGCUACUCCAAAAAGAGUACGUGAAACAAUUCUAUUUUGAGAAGCGUGUGGGCAGCGGAGGACAACAACAAAAGCAACAAAAACAAUUGGCCGGAGCGUGGUGUCUACGCCUGGUGAACGCUAGUGCGAAUUUUGGAUGAUUAAAGUUCAUUUGGCUCGGCAGACCUGCGCCUGGAGGUGGAUCCCAUUGGAAUUGGAUUGCGAAAUACCGGUACGAAUUUUACUCAUUGCGUCAGCGUAAAAGAAAUCGCCUAAAAGCCAGCUUUUAAAAGUGCCGUGCUCGAUAUAUCAUUCCGCCGCCUCUCUCUCUUUGAUUUUAAACGCAUGUGAAUCAUCGGUCCAAUCCAGUCAAAGAUGCAAACACGCACGGUCUCCGCGUUCCCUUUGGUGGCGUCUCGCGUAGUCGUCGUUGCAUCCACUCCGACAAACCGGCAAGUACGGGAGAUGUGCAGCUGACAUAGUAGCUGGACUUGUCAAGGGAAAUCAAUAAAAAAAAAAAAGAAAAACUAACCAACUGUGCGACCAAAAAUCAAAGCAAAGCCAAAACGAUAUAAAUCAGUAAUCAGCCAAAUCAGAAAUUAAAAUAUAUAUAUAUUGACGUUAUUUAAGAAUCGGGAAUAAGCGUCGGAAAAUGUCUGCCAGCCAAAGUGAGGGCGCCGCUUGCCUGAUCGCGGACAAUGUCUGCCCAGAGCUCCUAGUGCUGCAGCCGCUGCAGUCCAAUGGCAACAUGCAGGCGGAGGAACAAGAGGGAUUGCUUCAUCUACCUCGAAUCGCAACCAAAAACAAUCUAUUGAAGCUCAACUGGUGGCAUAUGCCGCCGACACAGCAACUCGACAUCGACAGCAACUCAAUCCUCGCAGAGCAAACAGAUCAUCUGCCAACCAAAAUGGACAACAAUAACACGGCUGCCCGCAGCAGCCUCAAUACGCCGGCGAAGUCAACCUCAUCGCCCACUCACCAUCGUUCAAAUGAAAAGCAUCAGAGGCACAAGGAGAGCACCAUCAUCGAUCCAUCUGAAGAUUUCGAUCUACAAGAUUCACAGCUACUCGUAAAGGAUCCGAAACCAUGCGUCGCACUUCUCAACCAAGAUCAGUCGGAUCAGAUGAAAAUAAGCGGCUACCGGCGCUGCAAUAUUCGUUCGAUUUUGUGCUGGAUCUGCAUUGUUCUAACUGGAGGCCUGUUGCGCCUUAUCCUACAUUGGUGGCGGCAUUGGUAUCUGCUUGCCACAUGCAAGCCCUGCUCCUUGCAGGAGGCACAACAGGUGCUCAUCGAAGAAGACUAUCAGGGAAAUCACAAACUGUAUCAUGUCAAGACUGUGCGGAUUCUGGACGUCGAGCAGUUCAAAAAAUCAUUGCAGCAAAUAUUGCCAGGAGAGGAUUUCGAUGAUAAUAAACUACAGCUCCCAGUUCACUUUGCUUCAGCGCAUUUCAAAGGUUUUCGAUCCCUGAGGACAUUUCGAUGUAAGCAGCUGGUUUAUGCGUGGGACAACAGCAUAAAAAGCUUUCAAAAAAUCAAUGGAUUAGACGUAAAUGUGCCUUGUUCCUAUUACCACCAGCAACGUGGAUUAUCUGUGCAAGAGCAGCUCGCACGCCGCAUUGUAUUUGGGGAGAAUGAGAUAACCGUGCCGCUGAGGGAUGUGAAAACACUGCUCUUCCUGGAAGCUCUCAAUCCCUUUUAUGUAUUCCAAAUAUUUUCUGUCGUUCUGUGGUUUACCUAUGACUAUUACUACUAUGCCUGUGUCAUCCUGUUAAUGUCUAUAUUUGGCAUAUCUAUGUCCAUUGUGCAAACGAAGAAGAAUCAAGAUGUGCUGCAGAAAACAGUUCUAAACACGGGAAAUGCAUGGGUGGUUAACGCGAAAGGAGUUUCUGUGGAAUUAUCUACGAAAAUGUUAGUGCCUGGCGAUAUUAUUGAAAUACCAUCGUCCGGCUGCACAAUGCAAUGCGAUGCCGUUUUACUAUCCGGCAACUGCAUCCUGGACGAAUCGAUGCUGACGGGCGAAAGUGUGCCAGUUACCAAAACUCCGCUGCCGAUGAAGCGCGAUGUGAUAUUUGAUAAAAAAGAGCAUGCAAGGCACACACUCUUCUGUGGCACUAAGGUUAUACAAACGCGAUACAUUGGAUCUAAGAAAGUGUUGGCAUUCGUGAUAAAUACAGGCAAUAUAACAGCCAAAGGUGGCCUGAUACGCUCCAUUCUAUAUCCUCCGCCUGUGGACUAUAAGUUUGAACAGGAUUCGUACAAGUUCAUUCAGUUUUUAGCGCUAAUUGCAUGCAUUGGCUUUAUAUAUACCCUUGUAACGAAGAUAUUACGCGGCACAGAUGCUGUUAAGAUAGUGGUCGAAUCGCUGGAUCUUAUAACAAUUGUUGUACCACCAGCCCUGCCUGCAGCCAUGACUGUUGGUCGGUUUUAUGCUCAAAAACGAUUGAAAGCCAACAAUAUCUUUUGCAUUUCCCCGCGGUCCAUCAACGUGGCUGGCAGUAUUGAUUGCUGUUGCUUUGAUAAGACUGGAACCCUAACGGAGGAUGGCCUAGACAUGUGGGGUGUCGUUCCAAAGUCUUCUACAAAUCAGUUUCAAAUACCCCUGAAAGAUGUGAAGCGACUGCCGUACGAUCACUUUCUGUUUGGCAUGGUCACGUGCCACUCAAUAACUGUCAUGAACGGCAUGAUGAUGGGCGAUCCCUUGGAUCUUAAGAUGUUUGAAUCGACGGGCUGGAUACUGGAAGAUUCCAACAACAUACCCGAAAAUGAGAAGUACGGUUUGAUCUAUCCGACAAUUUUACGGCAACCGCAUCGAGAGGAAACACCAGUAGCAGAGGCGGCACCCGUAUUUCGACAGAGCUCGGUAGAUGAUCUCUUGGCCAACGUGGGAUUGUUAAAAUCUAAAACGAAUUUUGAUCAUGGAAUUGUUAGGGAGUUCCCAUUUACGUCCAACUUGCAGCGUAUGUCAGUGAUCACGCGCUGUCUCAGCGCUCAGGGCUUUAACGUUUACUGCAAGGGCUCACCUGAAAUGUUACAGCAAUUGUGCCAGCCACAGAGCAUGCCGAACGACUAUAGCCAUCAGCUCUCGAUUUAUGCUAAGAAAGGGUUCCGAAUUAUUGCCGUGGCAUUCAAGACACUUAACCCAAAGGUGAACUACACAAAGGUACAGCGCCUUUCUCGCGAAGAGGUCGAGCACAACUUGGAGUUUCUCGGUUUUGUAAUACUUGAGAAUCGCCUGAAGCCGGACACAACGGCUGUUAUAAAUUCACUCAAUAUGGCAAAUAUUCGGACAGUUAUGAUUACGGGCGAUAACAUAUUAACAGCAAUGAGCGUGGCCAGAGAUUGCGGCAUUGUUAGUGCCACGCAGGCGGUAAUCACAGUGCAUGCGGUGCCCGUGUUGAUGAAAGGCUUUGAUAAGCAGCUGAAUACCGACCAAAAUACCGGCCAAUAUGAACUUCAGUAUACGCUCGAACUGGGCAGUAAGACGACGUGCUGCACACCAGCACUCAAUGGUAAUAGAACAUUUUCCGCGGCUGAAAUCGCGCUGGAUGUGGAUCUAUCAAAGUCAACAAAUUCAUUGGUAAAUGGCGGCAUGAGCUGUGCUUCAAGUGUGUUGCCCAACAGCAACAGCUUGGCCAGUGUCAAAACAAUUGACACAUGGACCCAUAACGACGGCGAUGAUGUGGAGCUUGGAGCGACAGUUGUUUCACAGCGAAAUGAUAGCUGGCGUCGUCAAUAUAUAUUCGCCAUGGAUGGCAAGACAUGGCAAAUUGUAAAGGAUCAGUUUCCCCAGCAAAUGGAAAUCAUAUUGACGCGCGGUGCCAUUUAUGCACGCAUGUCACCAGAGCAAAAGCAAUCGCUAGUGUUGGAGCUACAGAGUCUGGACUAUUAUGUGGCAAUGUGCGGGGAUGGGGCAAACGAUUGCGGUGCCCUAAAGGUAGCACACACUGGCAUAUCGUUGAGCGAGACUGAAUCCUCGAUAGCAUCGCCGUUCACUUCGCGUAAUCCAACUAUUGCUGCCGUACCGAAUGUUAUCAAGGAGGGUCGCGCCGCCUUAGUUACAUCAUUUGGUAUUUUUAAAUAUAUGGCUGCCUAUUCCCUGGUACAGUUUGUAUCCGUUAUGAUCCUAUACUCAAUCGACUCGAAUCUAACCGAUAAGCAAUAUCUCUAUAUUGACCUUGGCUUGAUAUCGAUAUUUGCAUUCUUCUUUGGCAAAACUGAGGCUUACGAUGGCCAGCUGGUCAAGCAAGUGCCGCUUAGUUCCCUCAUCUCGCCAACGCCUUUAAGCUCGCUUGUGCUCCAUUUAGCCGUCGUGGUCAUCUUUCAGGUCGCCGGUUGGUUUCAACUACAUCAACAGCCUUGGUUUAAACCCUUCCGGCCAUCUGAUGAGGACCAUUUGGGUUGCUAUGAGAACUACACGAUGUUUGCCAUAUCGAGCUUCCAGUAUAUUAUACUUGCAUUUGUAUUCUCAAAGGGAGCCCCAUACCGAAAACCAAUAUGGUCGAAUUGGCCCCUAUGCUUGACUCUGGUGAUAAAUGCCUGCAUCGUCGUUUACUUGGUUGCCUAUCCAAGCGAUUGGAUUGCCAACUUCUUUCAACUUAUCGUGCCGCCGGAUAUGUCAUUUCGUUACAUUAUGCUGCUAUAUGGAGCUGUUGCAUUUAUCACUCAUGCAUUUCUGGAGUCUUUUGUGGUCGAGUAUUUGGUAUUUAAGCGAUUCCAAGUUCGACGCGAGCAAAACUUAAAGACAUCAAAUCGCAAAUAUAUGCGAUUGGAGUAUAAUAUCAAGUCCUUUGAUAAUUGGCCGCCCAUAACGGAGGUCUAUGAUCUGCAUGAUCCAGCCGACCAUGAAGCAGAGCUACAGCCGACAUAUGUUAACUUAAGCGCUGAACAAAAUUUGGAUGCUCAGCCAACAAUUUUUCCUGGCUUUUUUGAGACGUCCGAGAACAGUGCAGAGAACCGACAUCGCGUUGCAACCAUAAACGCGCAGGUCUCGAGUACGGGUGAAGUCCGGCAUAGCUGAAGUCCAAAUAUAAAUGAGGAGAUGUACUUACAUUUUGUAUAUACAUUUACACAUGUACAUACAUUUUGUAUUAUACUAUAAGUUAACUUAGGCUACACACAUAUUAAGUUUAAGUUUAUUGAUAGACAUAUUAGACACCGUUAUUUUUGCUAAUUUCUACUGUUUAUCGCAUGUUAGCUGCUAAUAGGUAUUUCCAAUGAAAUUUUACUUACUAUAUGUACUUAUCUGGUUAAAUGCCUUCAUAGAUAAUUUAAAAUAACGUGUUGUGUGUUAGGUGUUGUGUGCAGAAAUAUGUUGAAGACAUAAUGAGAACACCUUUACAUGAGUUCAUCUGAUAUGGGGUGAAGUGUUUGCAACGAAUAUAUUGAUUAUUACUAGAGACUACGGAUAUACCCCUUCUAUUAUUUUCUAAUUAAUCAGCUGCUACGUACGCACUUAUGUACAUAAGUUGCCAUUUGUAUUUAAUAUUUAUUUUGUAAUUAAUCUAUACUGUAGCUUAUCAAAUUACUACUGAGAAUAAGUAUUCAAUAAAAACGUUUUGUAAAUCCUCGA